AGGAGCCGUCGCCGCCAUUUCAAGACCGUGAGAGAUAGAUAGCCGACCAGAGUUCCUAAGGUUCAGUGUAUGUAACUGUUGCCGCCGCUUAAGCCUCCCAAAGCAGUGGUACGGCUGCUGCCCUUGUAUUUGCUACCUCUAGAAACAUUCUUGCCAGUAGUGGCGGCAGCGGGACUCGAUUACCCCCUUUUCGCACUCCCUCCAGAAGCUCCAGAUGGCGUCUUCCGUGGGCAACGUGGCCGACAGCACAGAACCAACGAAACGUAUGCUUUCCUUCCAAGGGUUAGCAGAGUUGGCACAUCGAGAAUAUCAGGCAGGAGAUUUUGAGGCAGCUGAGAGACACUGCAUGCAGCUCUGGAGACAAGAGCCAGACAAUACUGGUGUACUUUUAUUACUUUCAUCUAUACACUUCCAGUGUCGAAGGCUGGACAGAUCUGCCCACUUUAGUACUCUGGCAAUUAAACAGAACCCUCUUCUGGCAGAAGCCUAUUCGAAUUUGGGGAAUGUGUACAAGGAAAGAGGGCAGUUGCAGGAAGCAAUUGAGCAUUACCGGCAUGCGUUGCGUCUCAAACCAGAUUUCAUCGAUGGUUAUAUUAACCUGGCAGCCGCUUUGGUAGCAGCAGGCGACAUGGAAGGGGCAGUACAAGCUUACGUCUCUGCUCUUCAGUACAAUCCUGAUUUGUACUGUGUUCGCAGUGACCUGGGGAACCUGCUCAAAGCCCUGGGUCGCUUGGAAGAAGCCAAGGCAUGUUAUUUGAAAGCAAUUGAGACGCAACCGAACUUUGCAGUAGCUUGGAGUAAUCUUGGCUGUGUUUUCAAUGCACAAGGGGAGAUUUGGCUUGCAAUUCAUCACUUUGAAAAGGCUGUCACCCUUGACCCCAAUUUUCUGGAUGCUUAUAUCAAUUUAGGAAAUGUCUUGAAAGAGGCACGGAUUUUUGACAGAGCUGUGGCAGCUUACCUUCGUGCCCUAAGCUUGAGUCCAAAUCAUGCAGUGGUACAUGGCAACCUGGCUUGUGUAUACUAUGAGCAAGGCCUGAUAGAUCUGGCAAUAGACACCUACAGGCGAGCUAUUGAAUUGCAACCACAUUUCCCUGAUGCUUACUGCAACCUAGCCAACGCUCUCAAAGAGAAGGGCAGUGUUGCCGAAGCAGAAGAUUGUUAUAAUACAGCUCUCCGGCUGUGUCCCACCCAUGCAGACUCUCUGAAUAACCUAGCCAAUAUCAAACGAGAACAGGGAAACAUUGAAGAGGCAGUUCGCUUGUAUCGUAAAGCAUUAGAAGUCUUCCCAGAGUUUGCUGCUGCCCAUUCAAAUUUAGCAAGUGUAUUGCAGCAGCAGGGAAAACUGCAGGAAGCUCUGAUGCAUUAUAAGGAGGCUAUUCGAAUCAGUCCUACCUUUGCUGAUGCCUACUCUAAUAUGGGAAACACUCUAAAGGAGAUGCAGGAUGUUCAGGGAGCCUUGCAGUGUUAUACUCGUGCCAUUCAGAUUAACCCUGCAUUUGCGGAUGCCCACAGCAAUCUGGCUUCCAUUCACAAGGAUUCAGGGAAUAUUCCAGAAGCAAUUGCUUCUUAUCGCACUGCUCUGAAGCUUAAACCUGAUUUUCCUGACGCUUAUUGUAAUCUGGCUCAUUGCCUGCAGAUUGUCUGUGAUUGGACAGACUAUGAUGAACGAAUGAAGAAGUUGGUCAGCAUUGUGGCUGACCAGUUAGAGAAGAAUAGGUUGCCUUCUGUGCAUCCUCAUCAUAGUAUGCUAUAUCCUCUUUCUCAUGGCUUCAGGAAGGCUAUUGCUGAGAGGCAUGGGAACCUCUGCCUGGAUAAGAUAAAUGUCCUUCAUAAACCACCGUAUGAACAUCCAAAAGACUUGAAGCUCAGUGAUGGUCGGCUGCGUGUAGGAUACGUGAGUUCUGACUUUGGGAAUCAUCCUACUUCUCAUCUUAUGCAGUCUAUUCCAGGCAUGCACAAUCCUGAUAAAUUUGAGGUAUUCUGUUAUGCCCUGAGCCCAGAUGAUGGCACAAACUUCCGAGUGAAGGUGAUGGCAGAAGCCAAUCAUUUCAUUGAUCUUUCUCAGAUUCCAUGCAAUGGAAAAGCAGCUGAUCGCAUCCAUCAAGAUGGUAUACACAUCCUUGUAAAUAUGAAUGGUUAUACCAAGGGUGCUCGAAAUGAGCUCUUUGCUCUCAGGCCAGCUCCUAUUCAGGCAAUGUGGCUGGGGUACCCUGGGACUAGUGGCGCGCUUUUCAUGGAUUAUAUCAUCACUGAUCAGGAAACUUCACCUGCUGAAGUUGCUGAGCAGUAUUCUGAGAAACUGGCUUAUAUGCCCCAUACUUUCUUUAUUGGUGAUCAUGCUAAUAUGUUCCCUCACCUGAAGAAAAAAGCAGUCAUCGAUUUUAAGUCUAAUGGGCACAUUUAUGACAAUCGGAUUGUGCUGAAUGGCAUCGACCUCAAAGCAUUUCUUGAUAGUCUACCAGAUGUGAAAAUUGUCAAGAUGAAAUGUCCUGAUGGAGGAGACAACGCAGACAGCAGUAAUAUAGCUCUUAAUAUGCCUGUCAUUCCUAUGAAUACGAUUGCAGAAGCAGUUAUUGAAAUGAUUAACAGAGGACAAAUUCAGAUAACAAUUAAUGGAUUCAGUAUUAGCAAUGGACUGGCAACUACCCAGAUCAACAAUAAGGCUGCCACUGGAGAGGAGGUUCCCCGUACCAUUAUUGUAACCACACGUUCUCAGUACGGGUUACCAGAAGAUGCCAUUGUGUACUGUAACUUUAAUCAGUUAUAUAAAAUUGACCCAUCUACUUUGCAGAUGUGGGCAAAUAUUCUGAAGCGUGUUCCCAAUAGUGUACUGUGGCUGUUGCGUUUUCCAGCAGUAGGAGAACCUAAUAUUCAACAGUACGCACAAAAUAUGGGCCUUCCCCAGAACCGUAUCAUUUUUUCACCUGUUGCUCCUAAAGAGGAACAUGUUCGGAGAGGCCAGCUGGCUGAUGUCUGCUUGGACACUCCACUCUGUAAUGGACACACCACAGGGAUGGAUGUCCUUUGGGCAGGGACACCCAUGGUGACUAUGCCAGGAGAGACUCUUGCUUCCCGAGUUGCAGCUUCCCAGCUCACUUGUUUAGGCUGUCUUGAGCUUAUUGCUAAAAAUAGACAAGAAUAUGAAGACAUAGCUGUGAAACUGGGAACUGAUCUAGAAUACCUGAAGAGAAUUCGUGGCAAAGUCUGGAAGCAGAGAAUAUCUAGCCCUCUGUUCAACACCAAACAAUACACAAUGGAACUAGAGCGGCUCUAUCUACAGAUGUGGGAGCAUUAUGCAGCUGGCAACAAACCUGAUCACAUGAUUAAGCCUGUUGAAGUCACUGAGUCGGCCUAAAUAAUGACUGUGUGCACAGGAGAAUUACCCCUGUACCUGAGCCUCAACCUUCUGGGGGAAAUGGAACUAGAUACAUUACUUUGUACUUAUCUGUACAAUAUCAUGUUGCAGAUGGGUGACAGACAAUGAUAACAAAUAGCACAGCCAGACUUGCUUCCUGCAUGAUCAUGAUAGGGAGAGACACAAGAGAUGGGAAACUGCUGUUCCACAAGGAGUCUCCAUAGAAUUUUGCAGCAGCCAGGUGUUGCAUAAGUCUGGAAGGUCUGAUCUCCCUUGGUCUUCCAUGGGAUGGAUGGUUAGUGUGGAGGGGAGAUAGAGAUUGCCCAGCCGUUUUGUGAUUAUCAUGGGUUGAUUGAGUCUUCUGAAUUUAUUUUUUUCUGUAUUUUGGGUAUUGGAGCUUUUAAAAAUGUUUGGUUUCAGGUAUUUUUAUUCAUGUGAAGUGUAUAUGAUUCUCUUGAGAUAAGGUUUUAAGCUAAAAUAUUCCUUGUUUUAGUUUCUGAACUCUGUAGAUAAUGGGGACUUUGCUGGUGUAGUCUUUUUAUAGGUUUUAUAAACCACUUGAGCCUAUAUCAGUCAUUUUAGUGUCUGACAUGUUUGGAACUAUCAGUGCUUUGUUGAUUUAUGGCUUAAAUUCUUUUUCUGGUCCGUUUCCUUCUUCCCUUCCCCCCACUUUAAAAAUUUUCCUGUAACUUGGCUAACAAAAAACCAAGUCUGAUUCAAAACCUCCCAGAGUGUUUCUCUUAAACACAUCAUCUGGUGCCAAAUGAAGAUUCUUAGGAGUGACUAUUAGUUAUGAAGGGCACAGUUGUGGUACUGUCACUGAUGAUAAUAAUAAUAAUGGAUUUUUGGCCUAGAGUUUUGAUCUAUUUCACCAGUGUUUUACCGUUAACUGCCCCUCUAUGCUGCUUCCAAAAGUGAUAGUGUGUGAUAAGAUUUUUACUUUCACUUCUAAAGUUUUUUUUUUUUUUAAGUGAGUCCUGUUCUUCCUUUUUCUUUCAGCAGAAAUGAAAUCCCAGGUAAGUAUAAGUAUUCAAAUAUUUGAUCAGUAAGUCACAGUUAUCUCCAGUACAUUAAAUAACUUUUAUCAAAAAACAUGUUAUAGGUAAAAAGCUCUGGAGGACCAGCUAUGUAUAUGAUUAUUAUGUUUCAGACCUUCUAGGGUAUUAUAUAUAAUAACUUGUCUUCUGGACGUGGUCUUGAAGUCUUUAUGGAAUCAGCCUCAGUAGUAGCGAACUGCACUACUUGGUUUGGAGUAUAAAUUAGACUUUAGCCCUCCUGAAGGUUGAGUUUUUGGUAUUGAAAACCAUAGGAAUGAAAUUAUUGUAUUUCAACAAAGGAUUGAGGGCUUGAGGCUUAAACAAGCCAACAUAUGAAUAUAUGUUUUUGUCUUGCUGUACUGCACAUAUGCUGUCUAGUAACAGAUAUUUUGUCUGCUAGUAGUGUUCUAGAUUCUGUCUUUCCAAAGCGCUGAGGCAGUGCACCUAUUCUGUAGUUGCAGCUGAUGCCUGAAUGUAUCCUAGCUGACAAAUUAUUGAUUAAUAAGAACUUGAAUUUCUGAAAGAUUUGUACUGUUAACCAAAAUCUGAGCAAGGAGUCUCAAAUGUAAUUCUUGGCCAGAAUUACAUGUUAAUGAACGAUUUAACAGUGUAAAUCAAGGAACAUCAGUGUAGGGAUUUCUUUUAAUUUAUUUUUUACCUGCUUGAAAUAAUCAGUUAAAGGUUGCCAGCUUGGUUGCAGAUGAACGGACGUUUGAAGUUCACCAAACUACUUAAUGUGGAAUAGGAUAAUAGACUUCCAACGCCCUCAAGGCUGUGACCUUGCAGCCAUUUUACAUAGCACAUCAUCCUCCUAUAGGGAUGAACCUUUCCCUGGCCUGAAAAGUAGCCGCUCUGGUUGAAGCUUUGCUUAUUGUAACAGGCUUUUGUUUCCAGGUAACAUGUCUGUGGAAGACUUAAUUCUGAAUAGAGAUAUAGAUAUUACUGGAAACUAAUUGUUUUUUCUAUUAUACUCUGCUUUAUCAAAAAAGUAAAACAUUUACAUUGUGCUACAGAAAUUCAGAUGUUGUCUUGCAAUCUUUAAACAAUAAAUGAAUGAUUUGCCCUUAA
This is a messenger RNA of Balaenoptera musculus (blue whale), 5460 nucleotides long. RefSeq names its product O-linked N-acetylglucosamine (GlcNAc) transferase (gene OGT). Gene Ontology annotation, molecular function: protein binding; protein N-acetylglucosaminyltransferase activity. Gene Ontology annotation, biological process: protein O-linked glycosylation. NCBI's taxonomy places the organism in Eukaryota, Metazoa, Chordata, Mammalia, Artiodactyla, Balaenopteridae. The transcript has 22 exons. Bases 215 to 3355 code for a protein of 1046 amino acids. The record is from RefSeq and is a predicted model, not a curated record.